CGCUGCGCGGGCGACUCGUUGGUCGCGGGGAAGAUGGCGGCGCCGGGGCCGCGGAGCUAGGGCGGGUGUGGGCCGCGGCCGCCUGCCCGGAGAGCCGGCCGCCCUCGCCGUGGGACCUGUGGCCUGCGGGCACGCGAUGGAUCUGGCCUACGUGUGCGAGUGGGAGAGGUGGCCCAAGAGUACCCACUGCCCGUCAGUGCCCCUGGCCUGUGCCUGGUCCUGCCGCAACCUCAUCGCCUUCACCACUGACCUGCGGAACGACGACCAGGACCUCACCCGCAUGAUCCACAUCCUGGACACGGAACACCCCUGGGAUGUGCACUCCGUCAACUCAGAGCACAGCGAGGCUAUCACCUGCCUCGAGUGGGACCAGUCAGGCUCCCGGCUCCUGUCGGCUGAUGCUGACGGGCAGAUCAAGUGCUGGAGCAUGGCGGACCACCUGGCCAACAGCUGGGAAAGCCACGUGGGCAGCCUGGUGGAGGGUGACCCCAUCGUGGCCCUGUCCUGGCUGCACAAUGGCGUGAAGUUGGCGCUGCACGUGGAAAAGUCAGGGGCCUCCAGCUUUGGUGAGAAAUUUUCCCGCGUCAAAUUCUCGCCAUCCCUCACGCUGUUUGGCGGCAAGCCUAUGGAGGGCUGGAUCGCCGUGACCGUCAGCGGCCUGGUCACCGUGUCCCUGCUCAAGCCCAGCGGGCAGGUGCUAACGUCAACGGAGAGUCUGUGCCGGCUGCGCGGCCGUGUGGCCCUGGCUGACAUCGCCUUCACGGGUGGUGGCAACAUCGUGGUGGCCACUGCGGACGGCAGCAGCGCCUCCCCCGUGCAGUUCUACAAGGUGUGCGUGAGCGUGGUCAGCGAGAAGUGCCGCAUCGACACCGAGAUCCUCCCGUCGCUCUUCAUGCGCUGCACCACGGACCUCAACCGCAAGGACAAGUUCCCCGCCAUCACCCACCUCAAGUUCCUGGCCCGCGACAUGUCGGAGCAGGUGCUCCUGUGUGCGUCCAGCCAGACAAGCAGCAUCGUGGAGUGUUGGUCCUUGCGGAAGGAGGGGCUGCCUGUGAACAACGUGUUCCAGCAGAUCUCACCCGUGGUUGGCGACAAACAGCCCAUGAUUCUGAAGUGGCGGAUCCUGUCCGCCACCAACGACCUGGACCGCGUGUCUGCCGUGGCGCUGCCUAAGCUGCCCAUCUCGCUCACCAACACUGACCUGAAGGUGGCCAGCGACACCCAGUUCUACCCCGGCCUCGGGCUGGCCCUGGCCUUUCACGACGGCAGCGUCCACAUCGUGCACCGGCUGUCGCUGCAGAGCAUGGCUGUCUUCUACAGCUCAGCGGCCCCACGCGCCGCGGACGAGCCGGCCAUCAAGCGCCCACGGACCGCCGGCCCCGCCGUCCACUUCAAGGCCAUGCAGCUCUCCUGGACCUCUCUGGCCCUGGUCGGCAUCGACAACCACGGGAAGCUGAGCAUGCUCCGCAUCUCGCCGUCCAUGGGCCACACGCUGGACGUGAGCCUGGCCCUGCGGCACCUGCUCUUCCUGCUGGAGUACUGCAUGGUGACCGGCUACGACUGGUGGGACACGCUGCUGCACGUGCAGCCCGGCAUGGUGCAGAGCCUGGUGGAGAAGCUGCACGAGGAGUACACGCGCCAGAACGCGGCCCUGCAGCAGGUCCUGUCCACCCGGAUCCUGGCCAUGAAGGCCUCCCUGUGCAAGCUGUCGCCCUGCACGGUGGCCCGCGUGUGCGACUAUCACGCCAAGCUCUUCCUCGUGGCUGUCAGCUCCACGCUCAAGUCACUCCUGCGCCCUCACUUCCUCAACACACCUGACAAGAGCCCCGGCGACCGGCUGACGGAGGUCUGCACCAAGAUCACUGACGCCGACAUCGACAAGGUCAUGAUCAACCUGAAGACGGAGGAGUUUGUCCUGGACAUGAACACGCUCCAGGCGCUGCAGCAGCUGCUGCAGUGGGUGGGGGACUUCGUGCUCUACUUAUUGGCCAGCCUGCCCAACCAGGGCUCCCCGCUGCGGCCGGGACACAGCUUCCUGCGGGACGGCACCUCGCUGGGCAUGCUGCGCGAGCUGAUGGUGGUCAUCCGCAUCUGGGGUCUGCUGAAGCCCAGCUGCCUGCCCGUGUACACGGCCACCUCGGACACCCAGGAUAGCAUGUCCCUGCUCUUCCGCCUGCUGACCAAGCUCUGGAUCUGCUGCCGUGACGAGGGCCCCACGAGCGAGCCGGACGAAGCGCUUGUGGACGAGUGCUGCCUGCUGCCCAGCCAGCUGCUCAUUCCCAGCCUGGACUGGCUCCCCGUCAGCGACGGGCUGGUCAGCCGCCUGCAGCCCAAGCAGCCCCUGCGCCUGCACUUCGGCAAGGCGCCCACUCUGCCCACCAGCGCCAGCACCCUGCAGCUGGACGGCCUCAUCAGGGCGCCAGGCCAGCCCAAGAUCGACCACCUACGGAGGCUGCACCUGGGCGCCUACCCCACAGAAGAGUGCAAGACCUGCACCAGGUGCGGCUGCGUCACCAUGCUCAGGUCGCCCAAUAAGACGACGGCCGUCAAGCAGUGGGAACAGAGGUGGAUCAAGAACUGCGUGUGUGGGGGUCUCUGGCGGCGGGUGCCCCUCAGCUACCCUUGACUGAGCCUCACGGUGACAACAUUCCACACUCUGGGCCACGUCCGCUGAAGCCUGUGCCCGUCACUGCACGGGCAGGGAGGACACGGCCUGCAGCCUCAGGGUGCCCGUGCCCCAGCGGGCUCUGCUGUCUCUGCUUCGGAGCCUGACGGCGGCUCCCGUCCCCUGUGCCAGGUGGUGACCCAGACAGGCCUGUGGCUCACGGCCUCGGGCAGGACCACAGCGCACCUGCUGCCCUGACCGGCCCCUGGGCCCCCAGUGGCCCUGCUGGGUGUCCCAGGUCCAGGCUCCCAGGAGCCAGAUAGCCCAGUCUCUGGGGGCGCUGCUUCCGUCCCCUGACCUGUUUUGCCAGCACACCGGGUGGUUUUGGCUUCAACAGGGCCAAUAAACGUGCUCCCGGGUCACAGGUG
Messenger RNA from Canis lupus familiaris (dog), 3033 nucleotides. RefSeq names its product mediator complex subunit 16 (gene MED16). The record is from RefSeq and is a predicted model, not a curated record. The transcript is spliced from 15 exons. Gene Ontology annotation, biological process: positive regulation of DNA-templated transcription. Bases 137 to 2626 code for a protein of 829 amino acids. Gene Ontology annotation, cellular component: mediator complex. Lineage: Eukaryota; Metazoa; Chordata; Mammalia; Carnivora; Canidae. Gene Ontology annotation, molecular function: protein binding.